AUGCUUCUCUCAUCCAUGGAUCAUCUCGGCUAUUACUCAAUGAGUAAGGACAGCGAAUUUAUAAAACUCGAAAGUUCUGCCGGUGUCACUGGCCCCGAUGGCUUCUCGCUGCCAUCCGAAGACAUUGGAGCUGCAUCUUACAUAAACGAGGAAAACAGCCCUAAAAAUAUCACAAAGUCUUCGUUGUAUAAGACAGAACUGUGCAAGCGCUUUUCAGAGUUUGGCAACUGCCGUUAUGGAGCUAAGUGCCAGUUCGCCCAUGGCAUUGCCGAAUUACGCCAUGUUGUACGCCAUCCCAAGUACAAAACUACAAAGUGCAAGUCUUACUGGGGCUCCGGACAUUGUCCUUAUGGUAGCCGCUGUCGCUUUAUUCACGAAGAAACUGAAGGCUAUUCGCAGCCGCCGUUUAGCCCAUCAAGUCAACUGGGAGGAGGCAUAUUUCUACAUGAAAAAAACCACCUUAGUGGCCACAGUGUAGGUAUUAUGGCACCACCACCGCCGUCUGUGGAGCUCACCUACAGUGGCGGCCUCUACAGUGAGCAGCACACUCCACAAUUACUUCGUCAGCUCCGUUCGCAUCACCACAUGAUGUCAUCAUAUGCUAAAGAUACUUGUUCGCUCCUGUCCUCCUUUGACAGGAGCACAUCGUGGGGAGCAUCUAUAAUGAACGCACCCUCCACCCUCCACUCUAAUUAUUCUGGCGAGCGCUACAAUUCAAAGCAACAAGAGCUCGGCAGCAUUGGCGCUCCUCAUGAAAAUCAACGAGCUGUCCCCGUAACCAAUACUUGCAAAAGCACGUCAUCACCGAGCUACCCGGAUCUCCAAGAUGCCAUCGACGCAUUAAUGAAAUUCUCGCUUACAUCAGAAGACGAACCGAUCUCGGAUCCCGCUACUCAUUCGGAGACUUCAGUGCAACAAGGUCGACGCCUUUCGAGUGUUUCUUCUCCUGCUCUCGCUUCCACGUCAACUGUUUCAGCGACGAGCAACUCUGAGUUCUCCUUGCAAUCUGAUGAGCUGUGGAAAGAUUUUCCGACGGCUUCAUCGGCACCAUUCACUGCCGACGAUUUGCAAUGUCAGUCGUGGUCAACUGGUUUGCAGUCGCUCAGUCUUGACAACAAAGCUUUUGACAGUGUUGCAGCUACUUCUGGUGGUGUCAAAAACGCUUCUAGUUGCAGUAGCGACGACGAAGAUAGCCCCCGUUUGAGCGUGUUCGAGCGCUUCCAUUAG
Plasmopara halstedii is the source of this 1227-nucleotide messenger RNA. RefSeq names its product CCCH-type Zn-finger protein. Bases 1 to 1227 code for a protein of 408 amino acids. The record is from RefSeq and is a predicted model, not a curated record. Gene Ontology annotation, molecular function: mRNA binding; metal ion binding. Lineage: Eukaryota; Oomycota; Peronosporomycetes; Peronosporales; Peronosporaceae. The transcript has 2 exons.